Molecule: messenger RNA, 3854 nt
Organism: Macrobrachium nipponense
Lineage: Eukaryota; Metazoa; Arthropoda; Malacostraca; Decapoda; Palaemonidae
Product: gastrula zinc finger protein XlCGF57.1-like
Exons: 3
Coding region: 860-2146 (428 amino acids)
Biological process (GO): regulation of DNA-templated transcription
Molecular function (GO): RNA polymerase II cis-regulatory region sequence-specific DNA binding; DNA-binding transcription factor activity, RNA polymerase II-specific
Source: RefSeq, a predicted model, not a curated record
AGUGGAGAAUAGGAAAGAUUUUAUUAAAGAAAUGUGAUAUUUCAGAGAGAAGAAGCUCAAACAAACACAAAGGAAGAAUAAAAGAAGCAAGGGAGCCGUUUCAAAGGAAUAUCACACCUACUACUACUACUUAUGUGACUAUGUCUUCUGGACUAGUGGUAGGUUGCCAGGGCACGAUGACGUUUUUGGAGUCGUUAACUCCCGCUAUUGCAAAAAAAUUUCAGAGAACUGGAAAUGUAAUGGCAGUACCUAGUGGGGAGAAAAUUGUGCUUAUGUUCUCCUGCUCUUCUGCCCAAGAGUAUGGAAAUUUCUGAAGAUGCUGCAAAAAUUGGAUACUAAUUGUUGAGCAAAAUUUCCAAAUACCAGGUAAAUUGACGAGCUGAUCAUCAUGCCUUUACUCGUAACUUCUUUAAUAAAAUUCAGGUCAACAGUCAAGAGUUUUGAUACAAUGAAAUGAGGAUUCCCUAUAUAGAAAAAGUUGUGAUUGUGCUUAUGUUGUGUAAUACAUGUGUCCUCACCAACUGACAUAUACCAAGUUGAGCGUUUCCGUGUCAUCCUUGUGUGCCAUCAUGUUCUCAGUGAAGAACUAGCUUUUAAAUGCAGUAUAAUGCCAUUGAAAUAAUUAAUAAAAAUUAUUUUAAGAAAAUAUUUUAUUAAAAUAGUAGUUUAUAUGGUAAAACUAUUAAAAUGCCCUUGGAUGCAUUAAAGCUAGAACUGGCUAAUAGGAAAAAAUUAUGUUAGUAGUGUUUGUUGUAAUUCUCAUAUCUGUAUUACGAAGUUUGGAGUUUAGAGCUUGACUUUCAUGAGGUGUAUUGGAAAUUAAUGAAAACCCAACAUCAUCUUGCAACAAAAAACUAAAAUGAAUUCUGAACUUUCAGUAGAAUGUCCUCUUAAAAGUGAAAUUGAGGAUCCAUUGUCACUCUCUCCAGCAAUUCAUGAAUGUAAGGUUUCUGCUGGCUUUACAGCCACUGAUGAUAGCUCUUUGUUUGUGGAUCCAUGCGUUGGAAUUAAGAUAGAACCAGAAGUAAUAGUAUCUGAAGAAGAUGAGAGUUUUCAGACAGACGUCAAACAUGAAUGUGGUAGACAUUUUGAAUCAUGUGGUAAACAAGACAAUCUUACAUGUUGCCAAGGAAUGAAAAAAGAAGAGGAAAUAUUUUCAUGCAGUGAAAAUGGAGAACACUUUUCACAGGUAGAGGCUCUUGGGAAUCACAUGGUUAUUCAUACUGGAGAGGAGCAAUUCACAAGUGAAUGUGUAAAUCAUAAUCAAGAGACUCAUCUCAAAACUCAAAUUGAAGAGAAACCAUUUAAAUGCAGUGAAUGUGAGAAAACGUUUUCUCUGGAAGUAUAUCUCAGAAGACAUAUUAAUCAGCACAUGAGAAAGAGGCCAUUCACAUGUGAGGAAUGUGGGCAAGCAUUUACUUUAAAAUGCUACCUUACAAGACAUAUGAAAAUUCAUACAGGGGAGAAGCCAUUUGGAUGCAGAGAAUGUGGUAAAGCAUUUGUUCAAAAGAACGAUCUUAAAAUUCAUAUUAGGACUCACACUGGAGAGAAGCCAUACAGCUGCAGUGAAUGUGGGAAACCAUUUGCACAAAAAGGUUAUCUUACACAUCAUAUGAGGAUUCACACUGGAGAAAAGCCAUUCAACUGCAAUGAAUGUGGGAAAGCUUUUCCUACAAAAACUGCACUUACAUGCCACAUGAAGGUUCACACAGGCGAGAAGCCAUUCAAAUGCAGUGAGUGCGGGAGAGCCUUUGCUGAAAAAAGUAAGCUUGAGAGACACAUGAAUAUUCAUGCAGAAAUAAAACCUUUCACAUGCAGUGAAUGUGGCAAAGCUUUUCCUACACAGAGCUCCCUUGCAUGCCAUGUGAAAGCUCAUACAGCCGAGAAGCCAUUCAGUUGUACUGAAUGUGGGAAAGCGUUUGCUGAAAAACAUAAACUGGGGAGACACAUGAUUAUUCAUACUGGAGAAAAACCCUUUAUUUGCACUGACUGUGGGAAAGCAUUUACACAUAAAAACAGUCUUAAAGUUCAUGGGAGGAUACACACUGGAGAGAAGCCAUUCUUGUGCAGUGAAUGUGGGAAAGCAUUUAAUACUAAUUCUAAUCUCAAGAUUCAUAUGAGUGUUCACAAUAAAAAGGACCUAUAAGGAAUGUUGGAACCUUUGUCUCAGAAAACUAAGUACAGUGGCGGCUCGUCAGUAGCCACUGUGGAACUGCAACACCCCCUAUAGAUUUUAUAUACGUAUAUGCACAAAAUUAUGAAUAUAUACAUGGAUAUGAGAAAUUAAGUAUAGAUUAUCAAUAUCCUUAAAAAAACUAUUACCAUUCUCUUGUUUUAGUAAAUAGAAAAAAAGCACAUGAAUUGAAACAAUGUGGAACUGCUGGUGCUCAGCAGUUCUAAUUUUGCUAGCUGGGUGGUGUGUGGUAGCCAGCCCGCACAUAAAGGUGCGGGGAGCACUGCCCUCCCAAGCAGUGUUAGUCUAACUGCUGGAGGGGAAAGGUGUAUGUUUUUAAAUUUGUCAAAGCUUAACCAAUAUGUGCUGUUAUUGAUACUGGUCAAAUUAGUGACGAUACUGAUGAUAUGUAAUGUAAAUGCAGAAUAAUCAACUUUUUUUUUUCCUUCACCUCAUGUUCUUUGUUCCUUUCUUUAUUUGUUUCCUUUCUAUUUUGGAUUUUAUUAUUUAAUUGAUUUUGAUUCAUGGCGACAGGGUGCGCAUAUAUUUACAUUUUUUUUUGAACUUACAUCCUUUUCCUUCUUUUAGGAUUUUGCAGAGAUGUACAUUUUUGGAUGUACAUCUCUGCAUUCAUCCUCAUAGCCAUCUAGGUAUGCACAUUUACCAUAGAUUUCAUAAUUGUGACAUACCUUGGGAUGUUUGUAGUAACAUCUUUCACCGAAUCUGCAAUUCCCUCUUUUCAAAAGGGUGGAGAGAGAGAGAGAGAGAGAGAGAGAGAGAGAGAGAGAGAGAGAGAGAGAGAGAGAGAGAGAGAGAGAGAGAGAGAGAGAGAGAGAGAGAGAGAGAGAGAGAGAGGCCUUUUAUUUGUAAGACUAUUAUAUAUACAUAUAUAUCAUAUACAUGUGUUUUUAUGCAGUUAAUUUCAAGGAAUUAAAAUAAAUGAUGUAACAGCACCCCUAUGAAUGAUAGCCACGAGCCUUCACUGAUUACGUAUUACAAAUGUUAGAUUUAUUUUUCAUAUGUUAAGUUUUAAAACUACGUACCAGGGUAAUUGAUGCUGAUACAUCAGUUAAGAACCAUUCAAUUUCCUUCCUCGGAAGCUAAUAAUCACAAGAUUUAUUGUUAUUCACCCAUACUAGAAGUCAUUUAUUUUAUAUGAAGAUAAGAGUGUAUUGUCUGACUUUAUGUUUUACAUAUAUGUAUAUAUGUACGUACAUAAGAAUCCACCUGAAGAGGAAACUGUUGUUUUUGAAACUGGAAGAGGAUUCUGUCAGACUAAAAGUUAAGGUUAGAAAAAAUCAUUCCAUAUAUUGAGAUGUUAUUCUUGAAGAAUACCUUUUUGAAGAGAAUGUGAAAUACAAGAUAAGUAGUCCAAGAAGCAUUGCCUGAAGAAAUUACAAGAAUAGAGUAAGUCCAUUUUAGAUAGUCAUAACAAAUUACAGGCUUUCCUCUUCUUUUGCUUUAAACAACAAUGCAUUAUUUAGAUUAAGUCUUAAACUAUGAUUCUUACAGCACAAAAGUUGUGAACUCUUCUCUUAGGGUGGAGAAAAGUAUUCUGAUGAGAAGUGGUAAGAAUAAGGAAAAUAAUCUUGCUUAAGGAAGAUUUGAAGGUUAACCCAUCUUCUGUUUACUGUUGAAGAACUUUAAAGAAAAUAUAUUACAAAAUACACUUUGUAAUCAA